AUGCUGAAGAUCUACGACAAGGAUGUUCCUGACAAGGACUUGGCGGAUGGAAGAUUCUCGACAAGGACCGUUCGCGCCAAAGACGGAGAAGAGACGCUGCUUGGAACGGAAUGGCCGGCCGAUCUCGUUUGCUGCGACUUCAAGUACCAACUCUUCAGUUCAACUCCAGCUGUUAGUGUUCACUCGAAGGUUGUGCCCCGUUCAGAGUGAUUUCGGGGUUUUUUCUCGGCAAUCUUGUGAAAAAGGGAUAUUUUGCGAGGCUUGUCGAGUGAAAAUCGCGAAGUCACUCUGAACGAGGCACCAUUUCGAGGCCAAACUUGUAGUUGCUCCAAAAAAAGAAAGUCUUCGGGGUGUACGAGCCCCUUUGCCACCAACGAACAUAAAUUCUUGAAGAAGCGCGCCAGGAAACGGACGCCACCAGAUCGAUCGUUGGUGACGUCCACACCCGGCGCUGUACUCCAAGAGUCUCUGCAAGUUGGGAGGCAAAUGCUUGGCUGGGAUUCGAACCCGAGUCUCCAGAUCGAGGGACGAGUUGCCUCGCCACUCUACCAAGCCCGCACGUUCGUUCCACAGGCAUCGGCGCCACAUACCGCCGCUGGUCUCGUGUGUUUGCUUGGGCCGAGGGGCAGAGGCGCCGUUUGA
This is a messenger RNA of Caenorhabditis auriculariae, 642 nucleotides long. Lineage: Eukaryota; Metazoa; Nematoda; Chromadorea; Rhabditida; Rhabditidae. The record is from the annotation of a GenBank genome assembly.